Molecule: messenger RNA, 1003 nt
Organism: Chrysoperla carnea
Lineage: Eukaryota; Metazoa; Arthropoda; Insecta; Neuroptera; Chrysopidae
Product: peptidyl-prolyl cis-trans isomerase
Exons: 3
Coding region: 29-652 (207 amino acids)
Biological process (GO): protein peptidyl-prolyl isomerization; protein folding
Cellular component (GO): intracellular membrane-bounded organelle
Molecular function (GO): peptidyl-prolyl cis-trans isomerase activity
Source: RefSeq, a predicted model, not a curated record
GUACAUCCGGUGACGUCACAUCCUAAAAAUGGCGCUUGCUGCACUCACCCGCCAAGCUCGUUGCUCCCUUCCGCUUCGUCAGACUACAUUUACUAGCCGCAGUAGUCAUUGUUCACAGUUUCUGUUUGUAGCAGUUCGACAAUUUGCUUCAAAAAUGGGUUUACCAAGAGUUUUUUUCGAUAUGACUGCCGAUGGACAAUCUGUAGGACGAAUUGUUAUCGAGCUUAGAACCGAUGUUGUACCAAAAACCUGUGAAAAUUUCCGUGCUUUAUGUACUGGUGAAAAAGGUUUUGGAUACAAAGGUUCAUCUUUUCAUCGAGUAAUUCCUAACUUCAUGUGCCAAGGUGGUGAUUUUACAAACCACAAUGGCACUGGUGGUAAAUCAAUUUAUGGAACAAAAUUCGAAGAUGAAAACUUCCAACUUAAACACACCGGUCCAGGUAUUAUGUCAAUGGCAAAUGCUGGCCCAAACACAAAUGGCUCGCAAUUUUUCAUAACAACUGUGAAGACCUCAUGGUUGGAUAACAGACAUGUAGUAUUCGGUUCCGUCGUCGAAGGUAUGGACGUCGUUAAGAAAUUAGAAGCCCUUGGUUCACAAUCCGGAAAAACAUCGAAAAAGAUUGUGGUAGCUGAUUGUGGUCAGUUGUCUUAAAUAUUCUUCCUAAUGAUAAUUUUUUUAAAAAAAACAGUUUUUCUACAAAUUUUAAAAAUUUAUUUUAAUUUCUUUUUUUGGUUUGUUAUUAAUUAUUAACAGCGUAAAAAAACAUCAUUCCAUUUGCAUAAAAAAUAGCAUUUACUAUUCAGUUUCUAUUUUAUCUAGGUAUUCUCUGUUGAAUUCAGUAGCUAUGGUAGACUUUAAAACAAUUGAUAAUCAAGCUGGUUUCAGAUCGUCGUGAAUAUAGUUGCAAAUGACUUCUCAAAAUAAUGUGAAUUAUGAUAAUUGUAAGUUAUACUAAUAAUUGUAUCUCUUGUCAUCCUAAUAAAUAAAAAAAUAUGAUGACUU